GCCCCAAGCGUCGUCCACCGUGGCCACGUGGAAAAGCGACGCCACGGCGGAUAAAAGAGCUCCCCUUCCUCUUCCCCGUCGCCGCCGGGCACGACCGCCACGCGCAUUCCAUUUCGACGACGAGGCGGCGGAGCUAGGGUUUGCGGCUUCUCUUCCUCGGCCUAUCUCUCUCGUCUCAGGUGAAUUUGUUGUGUUUGUGGUGGGGGACUUGGAGGGGAGAUGAUGGAGGAGGGGUUGGCGGUGGCGGAUCUACGGGAGCUAGUGCAUCUGCCGGAUGUUCUGGUGGUAUGCACUUCUGUUGGAUGGACAAAUGAAAAACACAUGCUCUAUCUUAGUUUAUUGGAAGAAUCAUUUGUAAGCCAAUUACAUGACAGUAAAUACAGUUUCAAGGAACUGUUUAAUCACUCUCCAGGUGCUUGUAUACAUGAACUAUCAUCGAAGGGACAUGUUAAAAAUGUGGAGGCUGAGCAGGAACAUAUGGAUGUAGAUGAAGUUGACAGAGCUGAAUCUUGGAUAAAGAUUGAACAUGUCAGAUCACCUUCUGAAAAUCAAGAUGACGUAAAAGUGUGUUUUUCAGAUGAUAAUGCAUCAAGUACCAGGCUGAUUCAAGAGUGCUAUGCAAGGGCAACAAGCUCUGGACAAUCUUCCACGUGCCAUUUAGGCAAGAACAGACAUUCCCCUUCUAGGAGUGCAGAGGGUUCAGAUCAAAACUUCAUUGAUGAGGAGACAAAAGGAAGUGGAGAACCAAAUGGACGAUGCAGCAAAAAGCGACUGAAGUCUACUGCUAAUACGAUGGACGAUCAAGUAAUGAAGGGUACCUUUGAGGGCCUGUAUGGAUAAGGGUGGUUCCAUUUGUGAAGGCAGAGUUACAGGAAGCAAGAGAAAAGGAUGCAGAUAUCCAUGACAACUCAAUGGAAGCGGAUGCUAAAGGUCACGAGCCACAAGGAUAAUGCCCAUCCACGAAGUGUUCUUCAAGCCUGACUAACAACACUCAGUAACUUUAAAUCACCAUGACAUCUAGAUCGUAGAGGAGAAUUCACUUAGUGCAAGCUUGUAAGGUUGGUUAGACUUAAAACUAUCCACUUUGUAAGAUAAAGUGUUUUUUUAGAGUGUAGCUUUUCCAGCUCUUGAUAAUGGUUAGUAGGGAACCAAAGUGUUCUGUUUGGGUCUAGAAAAGUUUUGUUUGGUGUGGAGUGCAACCAGCAUAAACCAGCUUGUUUGGUGCACCCGACUGUGAAAGUGUGACUUAGCUUCAGAGUUCAGAAAGAUGUGCGACCGUGAUUGCCAGGAGGUUUGCAUGGUUUUUGCAAUUGCUUGAGAACCGUAUCUAAGGCCCUGUUUAGGAGAGCUUUAUUAUGAGAAUCAACUGGUGAGAAUAUGAAAAAAUUGGGUUUUUUGGGCU
This is a messenger RNA of Oryza sativa Japonica Group (Japanese rice), 1402 nucleotides long. RefSeq lists its product as uncharacterized. NCBI's taxonomy places the organism in Eukaryota, Viridiplantae, Streptophyta, Magnoliopsida, Poales, Poaceae. Gene Ontology annotation, biological process: regulation of circadian rhythm; response to cold. The record is from RefSeq and is a predicted model, not a curated record.